Messenger RNA from Monosiga brevicollis MX1, 855 nucleotides. RefSeq lists its product as uncharacterized. The transcript is spliced from 2 exons. Bases 1 to 855 code for a protein of 284 amino acids. The record is from RefSeq and is a predicted model, not a curated record. Lineage: Eukaryota; Choanoflagellata; Craspedida; Salpingoecidae. Gene Ontology annotation, molecular function: GTP binding; GTPase activity.
AUGGCGUCAAUUGAGGCGCCGCGCAAGCGGCCGCAGCUCCCGGCGCUGCGGCCGAUCCAACGCGUGAAGCUCCUGACUCUGGGCGAUGCAGGCGUCGGCAAGUCCUGUCUCAUCAAGCGCUACUGUGAACGGCGCUUUGUGUCCAAGUAUAUUCCCACGGUGGGCCUCGACUAUGGUGUCGCGCCCGUUCAGCGCACGGAUGCCGACCUUCGUGUGAGCCUCUAUGACCUGUCUGGGGACCGUGCUUAUGAGCAAGUUCGCUGCGAGUUCUACGAUGCUCCCCAAGGCGUUUUGUUGCUCUUUGAUGUCACCAAGCGAGCCACCUUUGAUUCGCUGGUGCACGAGUGGCUGACUGAGCUCCGGCACAACGCCCCUUCCUCGGAGUUGGCACAGGCCGUCGUUGCCAUUGUCGGGCAUCAGAAUGACCGAGAGCAGGCCCGCCAAGUCCCGGCCGGUGAGGCCCAGAUGUGGGCCGAACAGCAAGGCUACCGGUAUUUUGAAACAAGCGCGGCCUCGGGCCAGGGUGUCCAAGAGCUCUUUUCCUGGCUCAUCGAGGCCGUCUAUCAACAAGUCUACCACGGUCGCACAGAGCAGGUCACAGCCACAUUUAGUGCUGAAGACCUGCAGCAAGUAGACACUGUCCUACGUGCCCCCAAAAACGACGACUAUGCGGUCUUACAGCUCCUGCCCGACGCGCAACGAGCCGAGGUCAUGCGUGCGUACAAAACCCUCGCGGCCAUGGUACACCCGGACAAAAAUCGCGCCCCCGGCAGUGAAGAGGCUUUCAAGCGCAUUGCCUCGGCCCGCUCCCGGUUGCUGGCCAAGGAUUCAACCUCAGGCAUGCCCUUGGCAUAA